AUGAACUGUGUGGCCAGGUACGCCGGUGGCGCGUACGAUAUGUCCAAAAUGGACAGGAUAAUGCUCAAGUUCCGGCCGAUUGCUCCCAAACCGGUUUCGGCCGAUGGAUCCGUUUCCGGCGGUUCCAGCAGCGUCUCCGAGAGCGGCCUCGCGCGUGCCAAAACUGGCCGCGUCAAAAGACGGGGCGAGGCCAGAAAAACCCGGAGAAAUAAUUGUAGCAAGAGGAGAAAACCUCCGCCGGAGAAGGCCGAUUCCGGAGGAUCCGUUACCGGCGGCGAGGAGGUUGUGAGAACUCUGCGGCUGCUUCCGGAGGAGCCUUGUGUGAUCGAGAAUCGGAAGGUAGCGCCGCCAGAUCUGAGUUAUCCGCUGUGGUUGAGCUUCGGAGACGGGGGGAUCUCGGCGGAGGUGCAGGGAUCUGUCGUUCAGUCGUGGGUGAAAGUGGAGCGAGUGACGGAGGCGUGGGCGGCGGUGGGGAUGGGGUGGACGGACGAGGAGAAGGUGAUGGUGCUGGACGGGGACACGUGUCCGGGGUUCGUGUCGGACGGGCUGAAUCGGGUGACGUGGACGAACGCGGCUUACCGCCGGAUGGUGGCGGAGGAGGGGGCGGAGGUGGCGGCAUGGGUGGUGGUAGAGCGGGAUGUGACGCUGCCGGUGGGGUGUGCGGGGUUCACGUGCGAGGUCAGGGUUGUCACGUGCGGGGAGAAGAAAGGGAACAAAACGGUACCGUGUGACGUGUGGAGGAUGGACUGCGGGGGAUUUGCAUGGAGACUCGACACUGCCGCCGCUCUCUCGCUUUGGGUCGGCCAUUGA
This is a messenger RNA of Striga asiatica, 810 nucleotides long. NCBI's taxonomy places the organism in Eukaryota, Viridiplantae, Streptophyta, Magnoliopsida, Lamiales, Orobanchaceae. The record is from the annotation of a GenBank genome assembly.